Ogataea polymorpha is the source of this 1230-nucleotide messenger RNA. RefSeq lists its product as uncharacterized. The record is from RefSeq and is a predicted model, not a curated record. Gene Ontology annotation, biological process: regulation of gene expression. The transcript has a single exon. NCBI's taxonomy places the organism in Eukaryota, Fungi, Ascomycota, Pichiomycetes, Pichiales, Pichiaceae. The annotation marks the transcript as partial. Gene Ontology annotation, molecular function: chromatin DNA binding; RNA polymerase II cis-regulatory region sequence-specific DNA binding; protein binding.
AUGAACGGCAAUCCUGUCUCGCUGGGUUCUCAAGAGGUUUCGUCAUUAGAAGCGCGUUUCGCACAAGAAAACGCGGAGACUUGGAUUGCAAUCGGAACGUGUGCAGAUACCAUCGGAAAUGUCGAGAAGGCCGUUGAGGCUUUCUCCACAGCAUUACGGUAUACCCCAAAUAAUCCAAAGGCUUUGACACAGCUCGCCAACGUUUACAGAACAAGAGACGCUUUUGCCGAGGCGGCAGAUCUGUACCGCAGAGCCUUGUCUUUGGACCAGAACAACGGUGAAACGUGGGGUCUUCUCGGGCACUGUUACCUGAUGCUAGACGACUUGCAAUCUGCCUACACCGCCUAUCAGCAGGCGCUUCUCAAUCUGCAGAACCUGAGCGUUCCGAAAUUAUGGCAUGGAAUCGGUAUUUUGUAUGACAGAUACGGCUCUUUGGAGUAUGCAGAGGAGGCGUUUGUCCGAGUUUUGGAAAUGGACCCUCAGUUCGACAAGGCGAACGAAAUUUACUUUCGGCUCGGAAUCAUCUACAAACUUCAGGGCAAAUUGUCUAAAGCCCUGGAAUGCUUCCAUUAUAUAUUGUCCAUGCCUCCGGCCCCUCUGACCCAGACCGAUGUUUGGUUCCAAAUAGGGUCCGUCUUGGAGCAGAACAGAGACUACAAUGGUGCCAAGGAGGCCUAUGAGCGCGUGUUGCAGAACAACCCUAAUCACUCCAAGGUUUUGCAACAACUGGGAUGUUUGUACUCACAGCAGGAAGCCCCAUUCCACGACUUCGACGUGGCCCAGCAGCUCCUGAGACAAUCGAUUGAACUCAACAAUGCAGACGCCCACUCUUGGUACUACCUUGGCCGUGUUUACAUGUCCAAGCAAGACUAUCCGAAUGCUUAUGAGGCUUUCCAGCACGCCGUCAAUAUCGACUCGAGAAAUCCAACGUUCUGGUGCUCUAUCGGUGUUCUAUACUACAAAAUCAGCCAGUAUAAGGACGCGCUGGAUGCAUACACCAGAGCCAUCCGUCUCAAUCCUUAUCUAUCCGAAGUCUGGUACGAUCUCGGUACUCUGUACGAGACGUGCAACAACCAGAUUGGGGAUGCUCUCGACGCCUACCACCGCGCGGCAUCUCUCGACCCUAGCAACCCACACAUCCAAGAAAGACUCAUGCAGCUCACCAAGUACCAGAAAGAAGGCGGUGUGCCACCUCCUCCCCCUCAAAGCCACCACCAACUGACCAUGCCU